UAAUACAGUUGCAGGUGCCGGUAUGUUUCACAAUUCGUCGAUAAAAUUGUGAUCGUCGGUUUUCAACUGCGGUUUUUUUUUGGUUUACCGAGCUUUAAUUGGUAGCAUUUCGUAGAAGAAAAAAAUUACUGAUCGCGUCGUGGAUGUGUGCUUUCAUAUGACUGUAUUUAUGCUUGUGCUUCUUACGCAUUGAGAGAGCUGGAAAAUUGGACUAAAGUUGAAAGCUAGGCAUAAAUAAUGGCUUCAAUCUCACAGAACAAGAGACAAAAAGUGAGCGAAACACAAUGUGCGGAGGAGAUACCGAAUAACUACGAGGAACUGGAUAUUAUCGGCACAGGCGCCUACGGGACAGUUUAUCGGGCACGCGACAAUGUGACCGGCUGCUUUGUGGCCAUCAAAAAAGUGCGCAUUGCACUCACCGAAAACGGAGUCAGUGCGUCCACACUGCGCGAGAUUUCGCUUCUUAAGAAGCUCAACACAUACAAUCAUCCGAACAUUGUUAAACUGAUCGAAGUAUGCCAGUUUCUGGAACGUGGCAACAAGUUGCUAAUUUUGCUGGUCUUCGAGUAUUUGGAGCAGGAUUUAUCCGAUCUGAUUGAGGGUCUGCCAAAGUCAGGGAUGUCCCCAACAACAGUACAGCGCAUUUCCCGUGAACUGUUAACAGGCAUUGAUUUUUUACAUGCAAAUCGGAUUAUUCAUAGAGAUUUGAAGCCACAGAAUUUGCUCGUCUCGUCGCAGGGCCAUUUAAAGAUCGCCGAUUUUGGGCUGGCGAAAACGUACGAUUCCGAAAUGAAAGUCACCUCGGUGGUGGUCACCCUGUGGUACAGGGCGCCCGAAGUGCUGCUAGCCCAGGGCUACAACAGCUCCGUCGAUAUUUGGAGUGCGGCUUGCAUCAUUUUCGAGCUGUUCAACGGCAAACCUUUAUUUCCAGGCACCUCCGAAAAGAAUCAACUGGAUCGCAUAUUCGAACUCACCGGUCGUCCCACGGAUCAACAGUGGCCCAAAAGUAUUUCUGUUUCACGGGAACAUUUUCCUCCCCGCAGUCCGAAAAGACCCCGUGAUUUUUAUCCAGAUUUGUGCGAAUAUUCCGAUGAUUUGCUCAGCCAAAUGCUUUCGUAUGAGCUGCAUUCGCGUCCCUCUGCUUUGGCCUGUUUGUCGCACGAGUAUUUCCAGCAAGAGCCAAUCUAGUUUCCAGUCAGUCACCAGAGUCACCCUGUGAGAGCAAGCAAUUGGUUUUGUUUGUUGAAAUGUUCCUUUUUAUUAUACUUUACUUUAUAAUGUAGGUAUUUUUUCCGGUCUUUUUUUAUUUUAUUUUUUUCGUAAUAAUCCACAGUUUGUUAGUCGUAAUACAAAGUUUAAUUGUGAAGCAACUGCCGUUCAACGAAACUCGAGGAUUGCGAUCCGGUUUGAAAUGUGAUACACAAAAUGUUCAGGACUAAAAACAUGCUCAGGCAUCUACAAUAAUAAUAGAAUAUGCAAUAUAUGAAAAUAUACCACGUAAAAUCUAAAUACAAUUAUACAAUUGGAGCGAGCUUCAAAUGUAAUUCUUAUAUUCAAAAUUGAGCUGUUCGUACACCACUAUAUUUACA
This is a messenger RNA of Drosophila grimshawi, 1589 nucleotides long. RefSeq names its product cyclin-dependent kinase 4 (gene Cdk4). Gene Ontology annotation, cellular component: cyclin-dependent protein kinase holoenzyme complex; nucleus; cytoplasm. Lineage: Eukaryota; Metazoa; Arthropoda; Insecta; Diptera; Drosophilidae. Bases 238 to 1188 code for a protein of 316 amino acids. Gene Ontology annotation, molecular function: cyclin-dependent protein serine/threonine kinase activity; cyclin binding; ATP binding. The transcript has 7 exons. The record is from RefSeq and is a predicted model, not a curated record. Gene Ontology annotation, biological process: signal transduction; regulation of gene expression; regulation of G2/M transition of mitotic cell cycle.